Messenger RNA from Musca domestica (house fly), 1202 nucleotides. RefSeq lists its product as uncharacterized. Lineage: Eukaryota; Metazoa; Arthropoda; Insecta; Diptera; Muscidae. The record is from RefSeq and is a predicted model, not a curated record. The coding region runs from base 119 to 1186 and encodes 355 amino acids. Gene Ontology annotation, cellular component: extracellular matrix. The transcript has 3 exons.
UUCUAUCGUUUGGCCCUCAUUGCUGUCAGUUUAAUUUCAAACGUUAUCGAGUGAAUAAGCCAAAGAAAUUAAAGGGAAAUUUUCGAAACACAGAACGGAAUUUUGUUGUAUUCAAAUAAUGAAUCGUUUUGAGCAUUUGCCGAUCGGUUUGCGAUUUCUUCUCAUAAGCCUAAUACUAUGCAAUGCAGCAGUCCAAAACACAGCAGCAAAACAUGAGGAACAUCUUGAGACUGAAAAUACUAGCAGUGAACAAAAACGUCCGGUAACAUCGUAUUAUCGUCACAACAUUUAUGGUCCCAACACCUAUGCUUUUGGCUUUGAGGUGCACGACAAAGUCACUGGCAACAUUCAAUUCAGAGAUGAAAAACGUUUCGGCAAUGGCAGCAUAAAAGGCUCAUAUGGUUAUGUAAAGCCGGAUGGCAGCGUAACGGUAACACAUUUUAUGGCCGACAAAGAUCAGGGCUAUUCAAGUCAGACGGAAAAUUUCGAACCUGGAGAGCAGGAAAAAUGGGCAGAUAAUUGGCCAACAAAGAAACCAAAUAUUCUAAUGGAAAAACCACCGGAGUCGGUGCAGCCUGAAGUGCGUUAUGAUGAGAAGGAGAAGCUGAAUUUAACAUCAGUGCUAUUGCCGGUGGAACCCAUUAAAGCCGAACAUGGUAUUGAUUUAAAUCCUGAAAAAUUGGAAAAGGCUAUUGUCAACCCGGCUGUGCUGGAAGUGAUUAAUGGUGAAACUCCGCUCUUGGCGAAUGAUAAGAAGAAAUCACCCGGCAUAGGUUUUGCAACAUUCAAUGAAUUUAUACCACCGGAAUUUCCCAAGGCGCCAUUUGAAUUGCCUCUGAAUACUAUCGGGAAUAAGGAAGAUCCCAAGAAAAAAGAAGAAUCAAAUGACAAUGCAGAAACCAAAAACAACAAUAAGUAUGAUGAGAGAAAAAUAAACAAUUCAGAGAAGGUAUUAAAUGCUCCCGAUUUGGGACCAUCGUCGACUGACAAAUAUGUGAAAUCCAAGGAAAAUAAUGCCGAGAAGUCUCUGCCUCCGGAAACUUUGAGAAUAUCUGAAGAUUCUGAGAAUGAUGGCAAAUUUUAUGGUGCAGCCAAGGGGAGAUCUCUGAAAUUUGAAAAUAGCGCUGAUUGGUAUGAUCGCAUUAUAAGCCAAAAUCGUAAAGAGUAUUUGGAAGAUUUGGAGUGAUAAAGUUUUAAAAAUA